Seminavis robusta is the source of this 2466-nucleotide messenger RNA. The record is from the annotation of a GenBank genome assembly. Lineage: Eukaryota; Bacillariophyta; Bacillariophyceae; Naviculales; Naviculaceae.
AUGCUUCGCAUUUUGUUGGAGGACGUCAAACCAAACUACAUUUUGGGCACGCGCAGUUUCGACGCGGCACUGGAACGACCCAUUGCAGGAGAAUAUCGCACCAUGCUACUCGCCCAAGUCGGUCCGCAAUCCUUUUACACCUCCUCCGAAUCGAAUGAUCACAUUUUUGGAGCUCACAUUCCCAGUGAAGGAUACGGAAUUCCCGCCUUUCAAGCCUUGCGCUUUGCCGUCAACACGGACCGACAACAGCCCAUUCGCAUCGUUUACCGCGAUCGAUCCGAAUUCUUUUACAGUACGUGUCGGGCCGUCUACGAUCGAGCCAUGGAGGAAGGUUUUACAGAACAAACAGAGGCCAUUGAAUACAAUCCCAAUGAUGAUCAUGAUCAGGAUGGAAUUCCCAAUCAGGACGACAUUGACUUUUUACAAGGUGUCGCCGAUCAAGCGUGCAGUGGCAAUGACGACAACACGGGUGUCGCCAUUUGGGCCUGUUUAAUGUCGGACACGGAAGUCAAUACCGUCCUCGAACGAUGGCGCCACAAUGGCUGUCGCUUCAACAUGUUGUGGCUCACUGUGGCAUCCUGGGCAUGGGCACAACGAUUUCCCGACAUGGUCCCCUACAUUCAAUCGGGAGGACAAUGGCAUAAAUCCAUGAAAUAUUCAGACGAAUACUUUGACAGUGGACAAGCCAUGCUGGAUCACAUGACACGACAAUUUGGAUACGUACCCAGUUAUAGCGCGCUGGGAGCCUAUCAUGCCAUUUAUCUCAUGUAUCAAAAUGUCCGCAAAUUCUUUCAGGGCAAGGAUCACCCGCAAGUGGCACAAGUGUUUGCGUCUCCCGCGCAAUACGAAGAAUUGCGACGCAGCAUGUUGGAUUUGAGUUUGCCUCAUACGUUGUACGGACCCACGUCGUUUGACGAACAUCGGCGCAAUGCUGGACGAGGGAGUGCCGGAAUGCAAUGGGAUGUACCCGAACAGACAACAACGACGACAAACAAAACCGACAAAUUUGAAUUGUUGCUUGUGUCGCCCAUUGAUCAGGCUACCACGGCGGUACGAUUUCCCGCACCGGCUGCACGGGCCUGUCCGCCUGGAUCAUUUGUCAAUGCGUCCAAAAUAUUCAAUUCUACCGCCCUGCUCGAGGACAAGUGCGAUGUGUGUCCCGUGGACACCUUCCAACCAGACGACGACGACGACAAUCAUCAUAAUGCAUACACCUGUCGCCCGUGUCCCGAGGGAUCAGGUACCGAUGGAGAAACGGGAGCGACCAUUUGUGUGCAAUUGCAAGAUAAUCUAGUCUCGGCGGGACUCCAUGUCUUUGGAUACUUUGUCAUGGUUGUGGUCUUUUGCUUGGCCAUUGGUUUUGCCGUUUGGACCAUCAUUCAUCGAGAAGAUCCCGUGGUGCGGAUUGGACAGGUGGAAUUCCUCUUGUUGAUUUGUUUAGGACCCAUCAUUUCCAGUUCUUCCAUUGCACUAUUGUCGGUACAGGCAGGGUCUCUGGACGACGAAUCCAAUGCCAAUAGAGCCUGCAAGGCAUUGCCGUGGUUGUACACCACCGGAUGGAUGCUCCAAUAUGGAAGUCUCAGUGCCAAAUCCUAUCGCAUGUACUCGACCAUGAAAGCUGCCGAAACCAUGCAGGGAGGAAGAACUGUAACAGUCUUUGACAUGUACAAGAUCAUUGUCAUGUUGUUGCUGCUCAAUUGGGCCAUUGUCAUUCCUUGGCACAUCGUCGAUCCGUUGGUGUGGGAUCGGCAAGACCGGGGAGUUGCCGUCGAUACCGAACAAGGUGUGCUGACGUAUGAAUCCUACGGACGGUGUUCCUGUAAUCAUUUCUUUUCGUGGGCGGGACCCAUCUUGGCCUUGCAGGUGGUCGUCAUGGCGGUGACCAACUAUUUGCUCUACACGAUUCGCAAUGUUAGUGAUCGCUAUCAGGAAUCCAAAUAUGUGGCCAUGGCGUCGGCGUAUGCCUGUGAAUUUCUAAUCGUGGGCGUGCCUAUUUUGAUUGCGGUGGGGGAGAAUGCCGUGGCAGCGAGCUACAUUGUGCUCGUUUGCAUUGUCGGACUGAGCGACAUUGGUAUUCUGCUCAUGAUUUUUGCGCCCAAGGUCCUGUACAGUCGAAAGGGACUACCGGAGGGUGUCACUGUCGGACAGAGCAUCUUCAAAAGGGGAAGUAGUCAUCGGUCGCGGCCCAACUCGCACAUUGAGCCCAACUCGCACAUUGAGCCCAACUCGAAUCAUGACAUGGAAGACGACGAUACACCAGAGCCACCCGCAAAAGAAGCUGCUGAUAGCUACAGCAACUACAACAACCGAUCGUCAUCGGCCGUAGCUAGCCUUGCUUCGUUGACGUCAAUUGUGAAGGAAGGUGUAGCCGCAGAACCACUCGAAACCACAUCGGAGGACUUUCGGGAAGCAAAGAAACAGUCGGAAGAAGGGGCUCUUGUGAACAAUCUAACUCUUCAAUGGUGA